Molecule: messenger RNA, 1372 nt
Organism: Haplochromis burtoni (Burton's mouthbrooder)
Lineage: Eukaryota; Metazoa; Chordata; Actinopteri; Cichliformes; Cichlidae
Product: stonustoxin subunit beta
Molecular function (GO): protein binding
Source: RefSeq, a predicted model, not a curated record
AGGCUGAGUGGCUGUAACCUCUCGGAGAGAAGCUGUGGAGCUCUGAUCAGAGUUAUUCAAUCAACUAAUCUCAGGGAGAUGGAUCUGGGUAACAAUAACCUGCAGGAUUCAGGAGAAAUUCUACUGUCAGCUGCAUUGAAGAGUCCACGCUGUAAACUGGAGUCUCUUAGAUUCCUGUCCACUCACUAUUGAUUCAGACACAGUACACAGUAGGAUCAAGCUGUCUGACAACAACAAUGAGGCUAUGUAUGUUAUGGAGGAUCAGUCAUAUCCUGAUCAUCCAGACAGAUUUGACCGAUAUCCUCAGCUGCUGUGUAGAAAUGGUCUGACUGGUCGCUGUUACUGGGAGGUCGAGUGGAAAGGAAGGGUUCAUAUAUCAUUGAGUUACAGAAGCAUUGGAAGGAAAGGAGGCAGUGACGACUGUGUAUUUGGAGAAAAUCAGCAGUCCUGGAGUCUUUUCUACUAUGAUGGUGGUUACUCAGUCUGUCACAGAAAAGAAGAAACAUCCAUCACCACCACCAUCCUCUCCUCCUCCACUGCCUCUAACAGAGUAGCAGUGUAUGUGGACUGUCCUGCUGGCACUCUGUCCUUCAACAGAGUCUCCUCUGACACUCUGAUCCACCUCCACACCUUCAACACCACAUUCACUCAAACUCUUUAUCCUGGUUUUGGACUCUGGUCUCCUGGUUCCUCAGUGUCUCUAUGUUCUCUAUAGGCGUAAGAAGGUCUCCUUGGUCAGAGAAAUCAUCAUUUUUAUUCGUUCUGCCUUCAAAACAUUUUGGGAACAUAUACUGUCUUUUCACAGUGGUUAGAGUGUACAGGGUAGCUAUUUAGAGAAGACAGAACAUGGAGGCUGUGGAGAUUAGGAAAUUAUUUUACUGUUACUAUUCAUAACCAUUAUCAUUACUAUUGCAUUACUUAUCAUUUAUCAUUAUCAUUUCAUCGAAGCAUUUAUUGAAGCUGUUGAUGUUACCUUAAAGUCAGUAUUUCAGCUGUUAGCUUAAUUAGAUAACAAUCUUUCAUUGCAGGUGCAACUGUAAUCAUGUUAUACACAUUGCAUUUUUGUGCUAAUUAAAGAGUUGAAGCUCGGUCAGUUAAUUGAUGAUGGUCUGAAGCUUCGGGCAGCGCGACGUCUGGCCGAUCUAUUGAGUAAUUUAAGGUGACCCAACCUAUGAGAGGAUUGCAUACAUGCUUACAAUACACUACAUAUAACCUGUAAACAGAAGAGAGGCCUGUGUGCACUCAGCAGCCUGCUGCAUUGGAGUUUUCCUGGUAACAGAUGACUCAGAAUAAGUCAGGAAGUAUGCUUCUAAAAUGUCUUUGUUUGUCGAGUGAGGUCAUGCACUGAGGUCAGCAUUUCUUUUAAGCAAAA